Molecule: messenger RNA, 519 nt
Organism: Heterobasidion irregulare TC 32-1
Lineage: Eukaryota; Fungi; Basidiomycota; Agaricomycetes; Russulales; Bondarzewiaceae
Exons: 5
Biological process (GO): COP9 signalosome assembly; protein deneddylation
Cellular component (GO): COP9 signalosome
Source: RefSeq, a predicted model, not a curated record
CCUCUUGUGCUUUCCUACCUCAUAUUGGACGAUCUCCCUCCAGCAAAGUUCGUGUUGACCCGCCUCCCUGACUCAAUUGCUUCGAAGCCACUCCCCCAAUCCCUCUUCAAUAUUUUCGCUUCCGUUUGGGAACGCAAAUAUGAAAACGUCUAUCCGCGCGCGGAAGCGCUAAUGGACAUCGCACAUCAGGCGGAUUUCCCAGAGGGCCUGGCUUCCUUGAUCGCGACUCUGGUUACACAGUUUGUUGAAUCAUUUCGCAGGAGGACUUUUGCAUUGAUUUCGCGAGCGUACAGUUCUAUUCCGCUUGCACUAGCACAGGCCUACAUAGGACUCAGCCAGGAGGAACUUCUCGCAGUGACUGAAGCGAACCAGUGGACAUAUGAUGCUUCCUCGCAGAUUCUUACACCUGCACCUGUUGCAGGGCCACGCUCGACUACAUAUAUAUCAGGUACAUCAUCACCGUCUACCUUGAAAGCGCUCGACCUGAUUACAGAUAGCGUAGCUCUUCUAGAGGCUUGA